This is a messenger RNA of Mustela lutreola (European mink), 2462 nucleotides long. It is a transcript of the gene CABLES2, whose product is annotated as Cdk5 and Abl enzyme substrate 2. Bases 36 to 1616 code for a protein of 526 amino acids. The record is from RefSeq and is a predicted model, not a curated record. Gene Ontology annotation, biological process: regulation of cell cycle. Lineage: Eukaryota; Metazoa; Chordata; Mammalia; Carnivora; Mustelidae. The transcript has 10 exons.
GGCGGCGGCGGGCGGCCGGCGGGCUCAGUCGGACGAUGGCCGCGGCCGCGGCGGGUGGAGCUCCGGGCCCAACCCCGAGCCCGGCCCCCGGCCCCGGCGCCGGCCCCGCCAGGGCCCCGCCGCCCGCCGGCCCCGGCCCCGCCGCCAGGGCCCCGCCGCAGGCGCUCCGGAGGCGCGGGGACUCGCGGCGCCGCCAGGCCGCUCUCUUCUUCCUCAACAACAUCUCCCUGGACGGCCGCCCCCCGAGCCUGGACCCGGGCGGGGAGAAGCCCCCGCCGCCGCCCGCCGAAGCCCGCGAGCCGCCCGCGCCGCCGCCGCCGCCGCCGCCGGGGCCCCCGGGGCCCGAGCCCCCCGCCCGCGGGGCCCCGCCGCCGCCCCCGCCGCCGCCGCCGCCGCCCGCGCCCCCCGCCGGCCUGCCCGGGCUGCCGGGUCCCGCGGGCAGGGCGUCGGCGCCCCAGGGCCUGCUCAGCCCGGCGCCCGGCCCCGCGCCCGCCAGCCUGGGCCUCGGCCUGGGCCUCGGGCUGGACGGGCAACGCCAGAGACGGCGAGUCGUCUCCCAGCGCUGUUCUCUCGAGUUCCUGGAAGACGCUGUGGGAUGUGCCUCGGUUCAAAGAACCAAGCACAUAUCCGGAUCCCCAAGACACAAAGGCUUGAAGAAGACCCACUUCAUCAAGAAUAUGAGGCAGUAUGACACCAGGAACAGCAGGAUCGUGCUCAUCUGUGCCAAGCGGUCCCUAUGUGCGGCCUUCUCGGUCCUGCCCUACGGAGAAGGCCUGCGGCUCAGUGACCUGAGGGUGGACAGCCAGAAGCAGAGGCACCCGUCGGGCGGCGUCUCCGUGUCUUCUGAGAUGGUCUUUGAGUUGGAGGGCGUUGAGCUGGGAGCAGACGGGAAGGUGGUGUCUUAUGCCAAGUUCUUGUACCCUACCAACGCCCUGGUCACACACAAGACGGACGGCCACGGCCUGCCGCCCCAGCCCCGGCCCAGCGUCCCCCGCGCUCUGCCAGGCUCAAGAUACAAACCGGCCCCGGCCAAGUCAGCACCAGCUGGCACGGAACUAGGCGGCGACGCCGGGGACGUGCUGGAAUACAAUCCCAAUCUGCUGGACGACCCGCAGUGGCCCUGCGGCAAGCACAAAAGGGUCCUCAUCUUCGCCUCUUACAUGACCACGGUGAUCGAGUACGUGAAGCCCUCUGACCUCAAGAAGGACAUGAAUGAGACCUUCCGAGAGAAGUUCCCGCAUAUCAAACUGACCCUGAGCAAGAUCCGGAGCUUGAAGCGCGAGAUGCGGAACCUUUCUGAGGAGUGCAGCCUGGAGCCCGUGACCGUAUCCAUGGCGUACGUGUACUUCGAGAAGCUGGUCCUGCAGGGCAAACUGAACAAGCAGAACCGCAAGCUGUGCGCCGGCGCGUGCGUGCUGCUCGCAGCCAAGAUCAGCAGCGAUCUGCGCAGGGGUGAGGUGAAGCAGCUCAUCGAUAAGCUGGAAGAAAGGUUCCGAUUCAACAGACGGGAUCUGAUUGGGUUCGAGUUCACGGUGCUGGUGGCCUUGGAACUCGCACUCUACCUUCCUGAGAGCCAGGUGUUACCUCAUUACCGACGCCUCACGCAGCAGUUCUAGUCAAGGCCGGCCCCGCUGCCCACACAGCCCCGGUGCAGGCACCUGCGUGGGCCCAGGAGGUGUUUGCAGGCAGCGCACGCCCACCAGGCCCCACUUCGGCACCCAGCUGGGGCACCCGCCUGGCGGGGACUCACCUGCCCUCUGUGACUGAGGCCACUGUCGCCACACCCUCGCAUCCUUGCAGGGGCACUAUUUCUGUUCCAAAGCACACUGUGUCCGUGUAUUCCUGAGAGCCUGUCAGUGUGUCCGCAGGAACAAGGUGGGAGGUUUUGUGUUCUUUGCCACGUGCCUGAGAGUGGCCAGCCCGGCUCCACGACACCCUUGCGUCUUCCACGAACCACCAGUGAAGAUCCGGGUUCCCACACCCUCCCCAACACACGGACGUUGCUGAAGUUAAUGUAAUGAAGCCUUGGGCUGGGCUGCGGGGAUGCACCCCCACAGCCCGUCGGCCUGGCACCCUCCCGCCCAGCAGCCCCUCUGCGGAUGCCCGCCCGCCUCCCCCUGCAUCCACAGGCGGAGCUCUGGCAUUACAUUAAGCCAACCGGAGCAGACUCCGGUUUCUCUCAUUUGCUACUCUUCUGAGCAUCGUGUCACUGUGAAAUCCUGGUGCCGAGUGUCAUACAACCCAGAGGGCCUCGGCACAGACACUGGCCUGUCCCUGGGGACCCUCACCUCCCUGCCGGAAGCCCUGUUUGCCUACAACACUCUGGACCUUCAGGAUGACUGGAUUGCUUGCUCUUGGCUCUUGAUCUUCCUAAGCAAUAUUGUGACGGAGAAAAAGCGUAUUUAUUGCUACUUGCGAUUUGGUUCUGUGGGUCUUAAGGGAAGAAAAAUGGUUACACGAGA